This is a messenger RNA of Rhododendron vialii, 2884 nucleotides long. Its product is annotated as tip elongation aberrant protein 1. NCBI's taxonomy places the organism in Eukaryota, Viridiplantae, Streptophyta, Magnoliopsida, Ericales, Ericaceae. Gene Ontology annotation, molecular function: protein binding. Bases 449 to 2638 code for a protein of 729 amino acids. The record is from RefSeq and is a predicted model, not a curated record. The transcript has 17 exons.
UCCACUGAAAUCAGGGGAUUCGUGCGCGCCUCUAUCACCCCCGGCGCAAUAUAGAAUCGCGCGACAGUAUCACGAUGUCAGGGGCAGUAAAAGACGUAGGCCAUGUGAAAGGAAAAGACAAAAACGAAACCGAUGCUAUCUUACGCAGUAUGCGGAAAAAACAAACAGGUCAGUACGAGUGUAUACAGUCUGUAUCUGUAUGUGUAUCGUCGUGUGCAGCGACAUUGCGAAGACAUUGUUGUGAAUCUUGUGAAUGACAAUGCAAAUCUGAAAACCCAGUUGGCUGGACAUUGUUUUCGUCAAAAUCUUGGUAGGAUAGGUAUUCGGAUUUCAGAGCCUGGUUCGAUGGUUUGUUUCGGUGCAAUGUGCGUGGAGAAGCCGUAAGGAUUACUGUCAGAGUUUGCUCCAGAGCCUGAGGUUUUAACUGUGGAAACUUCUGUAGAAGAAAAUGUUUGGAUUCUCUCGCAGAAGAACGAAGCUUGGGAGAUUGAAAAUCCACCUUUCAGACUCUGCUCAGGGAACUAGAAGUCCACUAAGAAAGCCGAAACGCGCGAACAAUUCCAAUGGUGGAGGUGUUGAACCUGCAGUUGGUAGUUCUGAUGAACUCAAUUGUCAAGGCCCAUCUGCUGCACCUGAGCUUAACAACUAUACUUCGGGGAACUCUGAGAAUUGGAUGGUGCUGUCCAUUGCUGGGGACAAGCCUACACCUCGCUUCAAUCAUGCAGCAACUGUAGCUGGAAACAAGAUGGUGGUAGUCGGUGGUGAAUCUGCAGAUGGACUGUUGGAAGAUGUGCAGGUGCUUAAUUUUGACUCGUUCUCUUGGACCACGGCUUCAUCAAAGCUUUACCUUUCACCAACCAGUCUACCACUAAAGAUUCCUGCUUGCAAGGGUCAUAGUUUGGUUUCUUGGGGGAAAAAGGUGCUCCUUAUUGGUGGGAAAACUGACCCAGCCGGUGACAGAAUUUCAGUUUGGGCAUUUGACACAGAAACCGAGUGCUGGUCGCUUAUGGAAGCAAAGGGAAAUACUCCGGUUGCUCGCUGUGGCCACACGGUAGUUAGGGCAAACUCUGUUUUGAUUCUUUUUGGAGGUGAAAAUUCUAAAAGGAGAAAACUCAAUGACUUACAUAUGUUUGAUCUGAAGUCCUUGACUUGGCUCCCUCUUCACUGCACCGGGCAGGGACCAUCUCCGAGAUCUAACCAUGUGGCCGCUCUUUAUGAUGAUAAAACGCUUCUAAUUUUUGGAGGAGUAUCAAAAGCUAAGACUUUGAAUGACUUGUAUUCACUUGACUUUGAAACGAUGAUAUGGUCGAGAAUCAAGAUACGAGGUUUCCAUCCAUCACCCAGAGCUGGCUGUUGUGGAGUCUUGUUUGGAACUAAAUGGUAUAUUGCGGGGGGUGGUAGCAGGAAAAAACGACAUGUAGAAACGUUGAUAUUUGAUGUUGUAAAACACGAGUGGUCUGUUGCUGUUGCAUCUCCCCCAUCUUCCGUCACCACUAGCAAGCCUUUUUGGAAUGUUAUUUCACAGGGGUUUAGUCUUGUGCUAGUGCACCACGGGGAAAGGGAUUUCCUUGUUGCAUUUGGGGGAUCCAAGAAGGAGCCUUCAAAUCAGGUUGCACUUUUGAUAUUGGAAAAGAAUGAAUCAUCUGUUGGCCGGCGACUCGCUCCCAGUAAAUUUGUAGCAUCUUCACUAUCUGAGAACCUGUCAUCAGCCACAGGGUUGGCUACCCAACUAGGUAAUGGUGCUUUCCCUGGGCCAGUUGAUGCUGUUGCGAAACACUAUCUGGCAUCUGCAUGUGAAAAACAUGGCUCCGGUAGGAGAUCUUUGUCAGAGUCGCUACUUGUGGACCAAAAUCCUGCUUCUGGUAAUGUCUCGCUCCGCAAGCAAUUUCACAAUGAGGAAGACAACACGUUUGUGCUUAUGACAGAGAGUUCCGAUGAUGGAAGUCCUGUACAGGUAGCAAAGCAGAAAACAAAGAAACUUAUUAUUGAUGAUGUUGAUGUCCGUACCAACGUUAAUGGAGGCAAAGGCAAUGCUGAAGAAACAUCAAAUUUGCUAAAAUCAGAAAGUUUGAACUCCCACAACAGACACGGAAAUGGAAAUCUUCCACCUGAAAGUGAUGAUAUAGUCGUGUUGUUGGAAACUACUGGUAAAUCCGGAGGUCAAUCAGUUCCUUCAAAUAUCUAUCAAAUGCAUGGAGCCAAAAUGGCUGACUUGAUAAAGAAGAAUGGAAUUUUGGAAGGACAGCUGGCAGUUGCAUCAGCUUGCCGUGAAGCUGCAGAAAAGAACUUGUCUUCUGUUCUUAAGAGCAGACAAGAGAUGGAGAAAAAAUUGGCAGACACGGUGAAGGAGAUGGAAUUGCUGAAAGAGAAGCUAGCUAGUAUUGAGCUGGCACAAGAGGAGGCUAAUAACCUAUCAAAUAUAAUGCACUCCGACAAUGUAAGGCUGGAGCAUGAUGUGGCAUUUCUGAAGGCAGUUUUGGAUGACACGCAGAAGGAAUUGCAUUCGACUAGAGGAGUACUUACUGGGGAAAGGGCUAGAGCACUACAACUACAGGUCGAAGUUUUCCAUCUCAAACAAAGAUUGCAAUCUCUGGAGGACCGAGCACCAACCCCUAGGAAACCUUACCAUGUACAGUAGUCCUGUUGUUGUCCAUGCCAUAGCUAGUCUUCUUGUACAUGUCUAUUUACACGUGCUAUCAGUAUCUUUUGAGAAGGUACCGUUCCCUCUGUUGUAAGAUACAGAUCUAUGACCUCUGGCACCUUGUAUCAUAAAUAGCUUGCGACUGAUGCUGAAAAAACACACGUUCAAGGAGCAAGCAAUUGUAUCCGCUUAUGAGGUUUUAUUGGUGUCUGAGUUUGUAUGAAGUAUAGGCUCAUUGGAAUA